AUGGACAACCAAGAGAUCACCAUCUCAGCACACACCAUCAUGAAGUUCGCUACCGCCUUUGCCAUCCUCGCCUCUGCCGUGAGCGCGGCCCCGCACAUUGUACAGCUUGAGAUGCGUGACGAAUGUGUCGGGAAGCGCUUCGCCGACCACACCGCCAUCAUUCUCCUCACUGAUGGCCUCACUGUGACUGACGGCGGACCGACCUGGGAGGUUAACAACGCCAUCGGCGUUAAGAUCGCCCGUGCCAUCCAUGACGCUGCGUACGAGGGUAUCCGCGUUCACUGGGGCCACCUCAAUGCUCAGCACGACCGCCGCGACGUGUCUUUCUACAACACGGCCUCGCGCGACAGCGGCGGCUUUUUCUCGGAGAUCAACAAUGCUGGCGAGAUUGCCGGCUAUGUUGAUCAGCUCUUCAAGAAGGGCAUCACCAACAAGGACGAGGAGUGCCGUGGAAAGCCCCUGCCCGAACCCUCCAAGCAGCCCGAGACCUCUCAGCAGCCUGAGCCAUCCAAGACUCCCGAGCCGACCAAGGAGCCGGAGCCCUCCAAGUCGCCCGAGCCUUCCAAGUCCCCCGAACCUACCAAGGAGCCCGUGCCCACCUCGAGCUGCCCCGCUCCCAUCGUCUCUACUGUCACUGAGAAGGUCACCGAGACCGUGAAGGAUACUGUCACUGCCCCUACUGGCAACGUGUGUUUCGCGCCUUGCGAUGCUCCUGGUGUCAAGCCCCUCACCAAUGUCAAGAUCGAGCUCUAA
Messenger RNA from Trichosporon asahii var. asahii CBS 2479, 753 nucleotides. Its product is annotated as reticulocyte binding-like protein 2. The coding region runs from base 1 to 753 and encodes 250 amino acids. The transcript has 2 exons. Lineage: Eukaryota; Fungi; Basidiomycota; Tremellomycetes; Trichosporonales; Trichosporonaceae. The record is from RefSeq and is a predicted model, not a curated record.